GUGAGUGAGUCCCACUAAACUCUGCGCUCCAGAGAAAGCGAAGGACAGCAGCGGGACGGAGCGACACAAGGCUUCAAACGCUGAAAAAGAAAUGAAUGAGUGAAGAGUGAAGAGCGAAGAGAAAGUCGACGGAAUGAGGAAGAAGUUAUGAGCCGAUUUGCGACGAAUUACCGGGGAAGGUGUCCGUGAGCGGAGAAAGCCGACUGAGGGGGGGUGAGACAACAAAGUCACAAGUCCAGUCUGAGUGCAGAGGCAGAGAUCUGAAUCCUCGCCAUGGCUGACGUGCUGGAGAGCGGCGGGGCAGGAGCCGUUGGAGGGGCCAGCGUGGAUUGGCAGAAACGCUGCAUCGCUCUGGAGAUGCAGCUGCUGAGGUUCAGGCUUCAAGCGGGGAAAAUCCGAGAGCUGCUGGCAGAAAAGAUGCAGGAGCUGGAGCAGAGGGUGACAGAGUCCGACCAGCGGGCUGAGAGUGCUGAGAAACAGAUCCAUGUCAUGGAAGAAAAGCUGAAGUCUGCAAACAUACAAACCAGCGAAUCGGAGAGCUCGUUGUAUAAAAAGUAUCAAGACCUGACCAAUCAGGUUCAAGAAAAAGAUGCUGUGAUAAAGAGAUUAGAGAUGCAGCUGGAAAAACAGAUCUUAGUCAGAGCCCAGGAGUCAAAAAUCAUUGAGGAGAAGGCUGCCAAGAUUAAAGACUGGGUCACCUUUAAGCUCAGAGAGAUGGAGCAGGAAAACCAGGAGCUGAAAAUGGCCAACUUGAAGCACACAGAACAAAUAAUGUUGCUACAGGACAAACUCCAAGCUCUCUUAGAGAAACCUACAUCCUCUGGAUCCCCUGCCACCUCCCCUGUAAUGGAUACUCACCUGGUGCCAAAUAGUCCGCUGUUUCCUCCCAGCUGCCCCGGCACUCCACCUGCCCAAGAUGACAGCUGGAGACAGACAGGACCUCGUGGGGCCGCCUCUAAUAUCAAGACCUCGCCAACAGAUGUGAAAAGGUCUCCUGAACAGGCCAGUAAAGGGAUUUGUCUUGGAGACCUUGCAGCCCACAAUGCUCUCUCUCAGGGCAGGAGCAGGGAGGGUCCCAGCAGUCCUGUUUCCAUCAAUGGACCUGAGAUACUAGUCUGCCCAGAGGGUCGGGCAGGGUGCUUGGACAGAGACAACUCCUCAGAUGAGCUCAACAGCAAGUUCCGCUCUCAGUGCCUUCACUCAUCCUCAUCCUCUUCAUCUUCAUCCUCAGCUUACGAGAUGGCCCACGGACCGAGUUCACCAGAGCCCUCCAUUAGAAUAACACCCAAAAGCCCGCUUCUGUCACGCUCCCCCUCCACCAACAACCCAUUUCCGAAUCCUCCACAGCCUCUGGUUAAUCAGUCAGGCACCAGCAUGACGUUACCCAAAGUACGGACUCCGCUCACCCCCAGAGACAGCAUCCAGCUGGUCAAGAAGCACUACAGCCAGCCGCAGCCCAGCCUGGACAGGCUUCACCACCUCAACGUUAACAUCGACAUCAUGACCCCAUCUUCCAACUCCUCCACACUCAAGAGCACCGGCACUGCAACCUCGCCCUUCUCUCAGGUGGUAGAAGAAACGGACAUUGAUGAUGGGCUUUCUGACAGUAUGGAUGGCGUGGUGGAGGGCACCGGAUCAGAGGAACCUUCCCGAGAUGGAGUCUCCUUUGUGGGGCUUGCAGAGGAACUGGAGAGGUUGGAUCCAGAAGUUCUGAAGCCUCCAACACCUCCCUUACAUCGCUUUCCUUCAUGGGAGAGUCGGAUCUAUGCUGUGGCUAAAUCAGGAAUGAGAGUAUCAGAGGCCACUCCUGGAGCCAGGGGCCCUGGACGAGGGUCCAACUUGCCCCAGUAUCCAGCGGCAGGUCCGUUCACCCAGCUGAUCUAUAAGAAUAUUAAUGUACCAGUCUAUACCACACUGAAAGGGAAAGCCACUCAGAUCAGCAGUGUGCCGUUGCCGGAUGAUGACUCUGGAUCUGAGGACGACAGCAGCUCUCUGGCCAGUUUACGAACCUCCAUCCUGAGUCCGGACAAGAAGGGCAGUGUCCCUGGGAGCCCACGUGCUGUCAAGAGAGGUGUAUCUAUGUCAUCCAUCAGCUCAGAGAGUGAUUAUGCGAUUCCUCCCGAUGCUUAUUCCCUGGACAGUGAUUAUUCUGAACCAGAACAUAAAGUCCAGCGGACCUCGUCUUACUCUUGUGAGAGCACUGGACCUGAGAUGCUGGAGAAGUCUGGGUACCUUCUGAAGAUGGGCAGUCAGGUGAAAGCCUGGAAACGUCGCUGGUUCAUCCUGAGGAAUGGAGAGAUCCUCUACUACAAAUCUCCUAGUGACGUGAUCAGGAAACCUCAAGGUCAGAUUGAGCUCAACUCAUCAUGCCGUAUAGUUCGUGGAGAAGGAGCACAGACAUUUCAAUUGAUUACAGAGAAGAAGACCUUCUACCUGACCGCAGAUUCACCUAACAUCCUCGAGGAGUGGAUCAGGGUUCUGCAGAACAUACUCAAAGUCCAGGCCAGCAGCCCGGUAACCGUGGAGACCACUGCCAAGCACACUGUGAGAGGCUGGCUUACAAAGGUCAAACAUGGACACUCUAAGCUGGUGUGGUGUUCUUUGGUUGGAAAAGUCUUCUACUAUUAUCGCAACCAGGAAGACAAGUUGCCUCUGGGUCAGCUGCAGACGCGGGAGGCAUCAGUACAGGAAGUGGAUCGCUCCUGUGACUCAGAUGAGGACUAUGAGGCAGGCAGUCGAGGUUUCCUCUCCUCUCACUGCACUUUAGUGGUCCAGCCAAGAGACCAAAGCCCAACAUACCUGCUCAUCGGCACCAAGCAGGAGAAGGAUACAUGGCUGUAUCACCUGUCUGUGGCAGCCGGCAGCAGUGCAACCUUAAAGGUGGGCACGGAGUACGAGCAGCUCAUUGGUAAACUUCUUGAUGCAGAGGGAGACCCAGAAUCUGCCUUGUGGAAGGGCGAGGCCUUGAGCUUCUGUAAGGAGGGUCUGCGCUCGCCUCUCACCACUCUGCCCUCUGAAGCUCUGCAGACAGAAGCUCUCAAGCUUUUCAAGUCCUGUCAGCUCUUCAUCAACGUGCUGGCUGAGUCUCCAUCUGUCGAUUACCACACCUCGUUGGCACAGAAUGCUUUGCAAGUGUGCCUGACCCACCCAGAGCUGCAGAAUGAAAUGUACUGCCAGCUCAUCAAACAGACUAACCGCCGGACGCCACACAACUACUCCCUCACACAGUGCUGGCAGCUGUUGUCUCUGUGUGUGGCUCUGUUUCUUCCCCAACAACAUUUCCUCUGGUACCUGAGACAGUACCUGCAACGCAAUGCUGACCCAAGGAGCGAGGUGGGGAAGUAUGCAGUGUACUGUCAGAGGUCGGUGGAACGAACGCUGCAGAAUGGAGAGCGGGAGGCCAAACCCUCACGUAUGGAGAUAGUCUCCAUCCUACUGAGGAACCCAUACCACCAUUCACUGCCAUUCAGCAUCCCAGUCCAUUUUAUGAACAACACCUACCAGGUGGUGGGUUUUGACGGCUCGACCACAGUGGAAGAGUUCCUCAACACGCUGAACCAGAGAAUUGGCAUGAGAAAGCCUCAGCUGUCUGGAUUUGCCCUCUUCACUGAUGAUCCAUCUGGCAAAGACCUGGAGCACUGCCUGCAGCCGUCUGCCAAGAUCUGCGAUGUCAUUUCCAAGUGGGAGCAGGCCCUAAAGGAGCUGCACCCUGGGAAAAACGAGGGGACUCGGAUUGUCCGCCUAACAUACAAGAACAGGCUGUGUUUCCGAUCUCAGGUGAAAGGAGAGACGGAGAGAGAGCGCCUCCUUCUGGCUUACCAGGUGAAUGAUGAAGUUCAUCAAGGCAACUUCCCUGUGAACAAAGAGCUGGCUCUUGAGGUGGCUGCCCUCAUGGCACAGGUUGAACAUGGUGAUUUGGAGCGACCAGCUGCCUCCUCUCCCACUGGUUCUCCUCAACCCAAAUCUCAGCUGAUUCUCCUGCAGGCUUUAGAGCGCUUCUACCCCAAACGCUACAAACAGGACUGCAGUUCAGAGCAGCUCAGAGAUCUUACUGAGCGUCUGACCACUAAGUGGUCUAUGCUACGUGGGUGCAGUGCAUCCGAGUGUGUGAGAAUAUACCUAACUGUGGCUCGGAAAUGGCCCCUGUUGGGAGCCAAACUCCUCAGUGCCAAGCCUGUCCCACCCUCCCCUGUUGAGCAGAGCCAGGUGUGGCUGGCAGUCAAUGAGGAUGGAUUGUGUGUGCUGGACUACACAAUGCACACACUGGUCACAUACUCCUACCAGUCUGUGAUUACCUUUGGUGGUUGCUGUGAUGAUUUCAUGGUGGUCACGAGCCAACAGAGGGAGCCUGGAGUUGGGAAGAAGAGCGUGGAGAAGCUGGUUUUUGCUAUGGCUAAACCAAAGAUACUGGAGCUGACUCUGCUCAUGGCCAGCUACAUUAACCACUGGAACCCCAGCCUCCCGUCUGCCUCGCAACAGCCACACGGCCACUGGGAUGUAGACAGCAGGCACUUCCCCACCAUGAACUACACCACCAAGGGCCCCACUCUACUGUGAAUUGUACAAGCAACAAAAACAACAAAGACUGUUUGACUACAGGGAGGCUUGAUGACAACAGUUACCUUUUGUCAGCGUUCAACCGGAGUGCAUAGGGUUGCAUGUCCAGGUUUUUCCAUUUUUACAGAACAGGUACUAUGAGAUUAUUUUUGUGUUUUUGUAAAUGUUUCUUAUGAAGAUUAAGAAUUAGAGGUGUUAGGGUCAGUCUUGUUAGACUGUUUAUUUCUUCUACAAAAGAGUGCUCCAACUCUUAUUUAGGUGUAAGGUCAGUUUCUAAUUCAUUGUUGAAAUUGGAUGUUAUUUUUUAAAUAUUAGUAGUCUGAGGACUGUUUGCCACUUGUCACACUUCUACUCGCUGUGAGAUCCUUUUACUCACUUUCCCACUGCUCAGUCUUGCCUUUUCUUCUGACCUCAGCCUCUUUUCUUUCAUGAAAAACAAAACUGUUACCUUCUGAGUGCUGUGUUGUGUGUCACUGUAUCUAUAAUUAUCACUUUUACUUGACAAUGAACCAGAAUUAAAAUUCAUUUAAGAGGUACUGUGCAAUUAGAAAGGGACUGACAUUGCAUGUGAUGCUACAUAUUCAUAGUUCUUAGUGCUUUAAUGAUCAUAUAAAAAUCCACAUCUUAUAUUACUUUAAUUACCUUUUGGUCUCUUAUAUAAACAAUGGGUAGGACUACUUUUUUCCCCAAAAGAUCUAUUAUCAUUGUAGUGUUACUGAAGUACAACAGUUGUUACAUUAGAAUGAAUUAAAAAAGAUAUGUAGUAGCGAUAUUAGAGUACUGUAUGUGGGAAAAUGUAAGUAGUGGAAUGUGUUCAUUAUCUGACGGUCCUCUAAUGAAAAAUUCCCCUGAAAAUUUCAACACAUGGAACUUUUCAGGUCACUGCUGUCACUCUAUUUUUAAUAACCAGUCUAACAAAAAAAGGAGUGGGCAUUUUUUUAAUAAGAGCUACCAAAAUAUUCUCAAUGACUUGAACUGUUUUGGAUCAAACCACUGUCUUGCUCAUAUAAAAAUAAAUUAGUUAUUUAUUUCCUUCUUUUUUUAUUUUAUUUUUUAUUUUUUAGCAUUCGCUUAAAAAGGUGUUGUUUUCCACAACUGUCACAUUUAAUUAGGAAAACGUAGUUUCUUUAAUGUAGUAGAGUAAUUUAAGAAGAGUAUGUUUGGUACUGUACUAGAGUGUGUUACAAAUGUUUGAAAGAUGUUGUCUUUAUGUUGACUGUACGUUUGUGUGAGACAAUACAAUAAAUGGUACAAUCCU
Scomber scombrus (Atlantic mackerel) is the source of this 5815-nucleotide messenger RNA. RefSeq names its product pleckstrin homology domain containing, family H (with MyTH4 domain) member 1 (gene plekhh1). The transcript has 30 exons. The record is from RefSeq and is a predicted model, not a curated record. Bases 274 to 4557 code for a protein of 1427 amino acids. NCBI's taxonomy places the organism in Eukaryota, Metazoa, Chordata, Actinopteri, Scombriformes, Scombridae. Gene Ontology annotation, cellular component: cytoskeleton.